This is a messenger RNA of Penicillium waksmanii, 2037 nucleotides long. RefSeq lists its product as uncharacterized. The record is from RefSeq and is a predicted model, not a curated record. Bases 1 to 2037 code for a protein of 678 amino acids. The transcript has a single exon. NCBI's taxonomy places the organism in Eukaryota, Fungi, Ascomycota, Eurotiomycetes, Eurotiales, Aspergillaceae.
AUGCCUUACAUCGCUCGGGUGGAUGAGCUUCCCGAAAUCGCCCUGAGGGGCGGGCUUGUUGAUCCCCGUGCUGACCACCAGCAUUCUUUCAACAAGCGGAUCUCCUGUCGCGAUGUGACUGACUUCAUUUCCAACACCGCCGAGGUCUCGCCUCUGGAGCUGCGUGACAAGAAGGCUGCUGCUCGACACUCCGUCGAUAACAAGUCCCGGCUCUACAAGAUCCUUGCUCGCACCAAUGAACUCAACCGGCCCUUUUCAGUCCGGGGUGCUGAACAACCCAUCUCCGACCUACUUCCUGGUCUAGUCGUCAGCGGUGGCCUGAGUCGCUCGCCCGCUUUCGAUUGUAUUCCCGUCGUCUCUCACUGGGGUGAUCGCACCGACGAGGUCUCUGCUGAAGAUCCCAAUGCCACUGUCCGCCUUACUUCUACCUGGAAUACGGUUCACGUCCGUGGUGAAGGGGCUGUGAGAAACUCCCCACACGGCGCAGCGUGCUGGUCACUAAAGACCCAUGGGAUCAGUCCUAUUGAACCCGGCACGCCCAAAUUCUCACAGGAGUACGAUUCUGAGAAUGAUACUCUGACGACAACUGUCAACGUGGCCCGUCGUGCCGACACUGACCUGACUAAAGGAGUGCUUGGUGCCGCGUCGAGCAUAUCUUGGUUGCGUAACGCACGCGUUGCAGAUGCCGUCGACUGUGCAGUUGGCCUACUGGCCGACUCCUCUGUACUUUUGCAAGCUCGUGACAAGGUCGUCACCACUGGCCAGACCGAGCGCCUUGACUUUGCCGAAGUGCGCCAGGUUGAGAUGCCCACUUGGCCAACUGCUCGCAAGCCCCUGGCUCCGAAACUGAGUGGCGUAGCAGACUCUCCAGAUCAGGUUACGGAUGACCUCUUUGCCGCAGAGCUGUGCGAAGGUCCUCUUGUGAAUUGCAGUAUUUACAGUAUGUCUUGCGGUUACAAUCGAGGCGUUUACGGCGGAUCUAUCUCCGGCCUGUGGGCUAUCAUGGACUCUGCAUUUGUUCUUGAUUACUCCAUCGGUGUUCACAACUCUGCGGUCUCGGACAGACUUUCAUUUGCUUUCGCUGAAGUGACUGCCUCUGCUGAAGCAUCUGCCUCUGCUGGCCCUCAUAUCGACGACAUCCGGAUUGUUAAGGGAUGCAACUACGGAUGUUUGCGCCAGAAAACCAUCAUCGAGGAUGAUGACCCCAUUGAUUCUGCCCCGUGCAUGGUUGUCUGGAAUGACCUCGAUCGCCUUGCUCGUUACAAACUCGCCGAUGCUGUGUUCUGCCACGUCUACUAUGACUCUGGUGGUGGCGAGCAGAUGGCUGCCAUCGCUGGUCUUGGCUGUGUUGCGCACGACUGGAUUGAUCUUGGACCUGAUAUGAUGUGUGGAGAGGUUAGCAACAUCAUUCCCUCUUUGACUCGUGGCUCUUUGGAGGAAGGACCGCUGUCUGAGGUUUACGCACGCUUGAUUGGUGCUAUGAUCUGGUACCGAAACAAUGAUCCUUACAACCCAGCAGCUCUCUGUCUUUUGUUCACUCACUGGUGGCAACUCUCCAACUGCCGCCAUCGCCCCAUCACUCUCCUUGGUCGGACUGACUUUGAUGUCAACGCGGCUAUUGCCCCUAUCAUGCCGGAAGGACGACCGGAGCUUGAGCAUUUCCGUGCCAACGGUACCAGGGUCGAGCGUGGCAACGGUCCUCUCUCUAGCGCUGAAGCCCGUCUCAAGGACCUUGUUUCUGGCGACAUGUUGCCGGAGACUCGCUCCGUUGUUGAGCACUUGGUCGACCCUGUUCUCGCUUACGUGAAGGGUGGUGAUACUCUUCCCACUGAGAGCGAGUUCGUCGGAACUGUUCUCGCAGCUGACCUGGCCUAUCCCCAUGGACAGAAAAUUAUGGAGUUGUGGGACCUUGCCAUUGUCAUGUGGGAGUGCGGCGCAAUGUGGGGGGCUGGUAUCGCAGGUCUCUGCUAUGAUCACCGUGGAAAGGUCAAUGCGGACCGAGCGAGACACGAUUUGGCUGAUCACACCUGGAGCUAA